GUGAGUUGUGGGAGGGAAAGAUUGAAGUGUGCCAAACCAGCCAGAUUACAGAUGGUGCUGGUGCCUGUGGCUGGCAGUGCUGUGAUGGUGCAUUUGAAACCUCUGUGUUUGUAAUAAAAACGUGUGAUCCUCUGUUUUCCCCACACAGAUUACAGGGCCCGAUAAUAAAGGGAUUUAUAAAGGAGAUCGAGAGUCCAGUGGAAAAUACACCUUUGCUGCCCACAUGGAUGGAACUUACAAGUUUUGCUUUAGCAACAGGAUGUCCACCAUGACUCCCAAGAUAGUGAUGUUCACUAUCGAUAUCGGGGAAGCUCCCAAGGGGCAAGACAUGGAGACAGAAGGUGGUGGAGAUACCUGGGAUGCUCAUCAGAACAAGCUAGAAGAGAUGAUUAACGAGUUAGCAGUGGCCAUGACAGCUGUGAAGCACGAACAGGAGUACAUGGAAGUCCGUGAAAGAAUACAUAGAGCAAUUAAUGACAACACAAACAGCAGAGUGGUUCUUUGGUCAUUCUUUGAAGCCCUUGUACUAGUUGCCAUGACACUGGGACAAAUCUACUACCUGAAGAGGUUUUUUGAAGUCCGAAGGGUGGUGUAAGAUCCUUCUGUGGUCCCUGAUCUCAGUUCACUCUCUACCAAACAUCCUGGUCACAAAAAAAAAAAAAAAAAAUCAUUUAGUUUCUGAACCCUCUUUACCGAACUGUAAAACUUAUUUGCUUAUGUUCCUUCCUAGUUAAGAAAGAAAAAAAAAAAAA
Messenger RNA from Ficedula albicollis (Collared flycatcher), 752 nucleotides. It is a transcript of the gene TMED2, whose product is annotated as transmembrane p24 trafficking protein 2. The transcript has 5 exons. Gene Ontology annotation, cellular component: COPII-coated ER to Golgi transport vesicle; endoplasmic reticulum-Golgi intermediate compartment; Golgi apparatus. The record is from RefSeq and is a predicted model, not a curated record. Lineage: Eukaryota; Metazoa; Chordata; Aves; Passeriformes; Muscicapidae. Gene Ontology annotation, biological process: intracellular protein transport; Golgi organization; endoplasmic reticulum to Golgi vesicle-mediated transport. Bases 224 to 595 code for a protein of 123 amino acids.